AAUGAAAACAUUUUCCAAACUCGAUCAAUGAGUUUUACUGCAUCCGAUGAAGCGCUUCUUGAUCUGCCUUCUUUAUUUCCGCCAUUUUUCUAUCUGAGCCAGGGCGACGUUUCCUCGGAGACAGCGAUCAAAGAAUAUUAUUCUUUUUGUGGGGUUGGAAAAAAAAACAUACGUAUAUAAUCAGCUUCUGAAUAGAGGAAAGCCCCUCCAGCGAUUGCCAGUCCUCCGCAGCCAUGGUGAAGUUAGGGAACAAUUUGACCGAGAAGAGCAAUGGGAAGGCUGCAGCUACAGAUGGCCUCGAUACCAUCCCUCUCAUCACGCCACUCGACGUCAACCAGCUCCAGUUCCCAGCUCCAGACAAGGUUAUAGUUAAAACACGGGCAGAAUACCAGCCAAGUCAAAAGAAAGGCAAGUUCCAAGCACCUAAAAUUGCUGAAUUUACCAUCAGCUUCACUGACGGGGUUUCGGAGAGGUUCAAGGUCACAGUUCUCAUUCUCUUUGCACUGGCAUUUCUUACCUGCAUAGUGUUCCUGGUGGUGUACAAAGCUUACAAGUAUGAGCACAGCUGCCCAGAUGGAUUUGUCUUCAAGCAUAACCGCUGCAUUCCAUCUGGCUUGGAGACCUACUACUCGGAGCAAGAUUCUGCAUCUCGGGGAAGAUUUUACACUGUCAUCAACCACUACAACAUGGCUAAACAGACCAUUUCACGCUCGGUAUCACCCUGGCUGGCUGCACUCUCUGAAGAGAAAGCACUGGAGAAGGAAAAUGAAGGUGCUGGCAAAACAGCUGAGUAAACUGCCAGGUCUGACCAGCGGUUCCUUGCCAAAACCACCACAGGAACCAACAUUAGCUGCUUAAUGUACAAGGCACUGACAUUAGUAAGGUAUGGAAGAGUUAAUUUGGUCUAGUUCAGUUUUUCUUCCACUCCUGUUCAUUUUAUUCAUGUUAUUUGUAAGUGUUAAUGAAAUUCUUUGCAAGAUGGCAUGCUUGUCUCAUUUUGUUAGGACAUUCAACUAGGAAUGCUGUACUUUUAUUAAUCUCAGGUUGUGGAUAUGAAAGUAAGUAAGUAGAAAAGACCUGCUCCACAUACCAAUUCUCUGGCUAGAUCUUCUAAAAAUGCAAUUAAACUCUAACAUUAAUUAUGCUUUUUUUAAUAAAGGACAAAGUCACCUCCAAAAACCCUAUAUACUAGAUAAUGGAUACUUGAUCAUAUGGUAUGUUAGAAUAAAGUGUUUCUCUUGUAUUGUCAAAUUAGCAAAUACAGCCAAGUAUAUUACUAUGGUUCUGUGUUAACUUAUAAUGUGAAUUGUUUUUUUCUUAGAAUACAAAAGCAGCAAGAGAUUUUAUAAAACAAAUCAUUAGAAUAAAAUAUUCCUUUCCGUCUGAUGCUGCGGUGUUGAUACAAACAUUGCAUUUAGCUGAAACUGAAUCCAGGGAAAGCAUAGGUUGGAGUCAUUUACAGAAUAGCAAAUUUGGUAGCUGGAUCAUGAAGCUAUAUACUGUGUUCUAACAUACAAGUUUAAACAAUCUUAAAGAAAAGGUGGGUUACCAUUGCCACAGCUCAUUGACAGACAGCUAGGCAGAACUCCCUCCAGUUCCCCAGAAUUUGUAACGGCUGCAUUCUGUUUUUGCUCCUGUGAGCUAACAAUAUGGCUUUACAGAGAAAGAAGUAUUUUGUCUAAUUUCGUACAAUAGGUAGGAUAUUUUACGCCAGUCACAAAUUUUGAAGAAAAUAAUCAGUGUUUUUAUAUUUAAGAAUGGUUUUUAGAUUAGUUCCUGCCAUUCUGGGAAGAUAUCCCAAGCAGCUUUUUCCUGAAAUAGGCACACGCCUUGACUGUUCAGGAUUUGAAUGGCAUUUCAAGACCUUUCAAGGGAACCAAGCAUGUGAACCUACACUAAACAUUUCUGCCAUCAGUAACAAUAAUUGGAGCCUGUUCUUCAGAAGCUGAAUUUGUGUAGAAAAACUAAACAAAGAGCAUUGCUUUUAAGGAAUGAGGAUUAUUUCAAACCAUGUCAAUUUUUUAAAAAAUGAAAUCUUUUACUGAUAAUAAUGAAACACAAUGUCAUCUGUUGGCAUUUAAAAAAGUAUUUUUCAGUCAUACUUGUGUGUAAUGUUUUAUAAUUUAAUUAAGACUUUAAUUAUACACACAAAUUAUACUUAGUCCUGAAACGUAGACAAUAUUUAUGUAAUAUUUCCUUUGUUUGACAUCUCUCCAUCUCCCCUCAAGUUCAGGAGGAAGUAAGCACCUCAUUUUGUUUCCUGCCACUGGUCAAUUAUCUAGUAACCAGCUAGUCAAAUUACUUUUAUAAUUACGAGGUGCAAAUAUCAAGUCAAAAGCCAGAUGUGGACACUUGAGACCAAUUUCUACAAAAUCACUUUGGAUGUUGAGAGAAAGACAUGAAAGGAUAAAAGAGAAAAAAAAAGAUGCAGACAUACAACAAAUUGAGUGCCAAAACAUCAUGCUUUGUAAAACGUGUGCCAUAUUUGUCAUUUAGUGUUUAUGGUGUUAUUUCAGUCUUGUUUGUACAGAACUUCAUGUGUUUUAUACAUCUGAGCAAAAAUGAUACUUGUAUUGGAUGUAAAAUGAAGCAAUGAGGGUAUAACCGAUUCACUAUUUAAAACAAUAAAGUCAAGUAAUAUGA
Molecule: messenger RNA, 2643 nt
Organism: Rhincodon typus (whale shark)
Lineage: Eukaryota; Metazoa; Chordata; Chondrichthyes; Orectolobiformes; Rhincodontidae
Gene: nsg2
Product: neuronal vesicle trafficking associated 2
Exons: 5
Coding region: 234-794 (186 amino acids)
Biological process (GO): endosomal transport; clathrin coat assembly; G protein-coupled dopamine receptor signaling pathway
Cellular component (GO): membrane; endosome
Molecular function (GO): clathrin light chain binding
Source: RefSeq, a predicted model, not a curated record